Vigna angularis (adzuki bean) is the source of this 3315-nucleotide messenger RNA. RefSeq names its product alpha-amylase 3, chloroplastic. Gene Ontology annotation, molecular function: alpha-amylase activity; calcium ion binding. Bases 143 to 2920 code for a protein of 925 amino acids. Gene Ontology annotation, biological process: carbohydrate metabolic process. The record is from RefSeq and is a predicted model, not a curated record. NCBI's taxonomy places the organism in Eukaryota, Viridiplantae, Streptophyta, Magnoliopsida, Fabales, Fabaceae. The transcript has 13 exons.
AUUCUUAAAUUCGAAAAAACAUUUCUGUCCACACCUCCAAUUUGGUGCAAUCCAACAAACACAGACAAAGUUGCUUAAUUCAUCACCUUCUGCUACCUCUUCUUCUUCAUUCCCAUUUCCUUGCAAAAGGAACCACCCUACCAUGAGCAUCUCCACCACCCUUUCCUUUGACCCUCUCUUCAGCUUCAAUCAUUGUGUCAACAGAGAAAGAGAACCCUCCAUUCACAGUUCCAAGCCAAAGCUAUUCUCUCGUACUUCCUCCUCCACUCUCACCCUCUUCAACUCCAGCAGCAAUAACUGUACCUAUAACUUCGCCUCUUGGAAACCCCACAAGUUCCACACUCCAAAGUUUGAGGCUUUUGCUACAAACACUGAUACCCUCGAGUCCCUUCAGUCUUUUGAUGUCUUGUUCGACCAGACGUUCCCCAUCAACCGAACUGAGCUGGUGGAGGGAAAGAUCUAUGUAAGAUUGGAUCAUGGGAAGGAUUUGGGAAAUUGGGAGCUUACAGUGGGUUGCAAUCUAACAGGGAAAUGGAUUCUUCAUUGGGGAGUUUCUCAUGUGGAUGAUGUUGGAAGUGAAUGGGAUCAACCUCCUCGGGAUAUGAUACCACCUGGAUCUGUUCCUAUUAAGGACUAUGCAAUAGAAACACCCAUGCUGAAAUCAUUGUCGUCUGCGGAAGGAGAUGCUUUACAUGAAGUCAAGAUCGAUAUUAAACCCAACACUGAUAUUUCAGCGAUUAAUUUUGUUCUCAAGGAUGAGGAAACUGGUGCAUGGUAUCAACACAAAGGAAGAGAUUUCAAGGUUCCUCUGGUUAAUUACCUUAAGGAGGAUGCUAAUAUAAUUGGACCCAAAAAAGGUUUUAGUUUGUGGCCAGGGGCCUUGGGGCAGAUAUCUAAUAUUCUCCUCAAGUCAGAUGCAACGCAUGACAAAGUUCAAGAUGGCAACACUGGAUCCCGAACUACACAAGUAGAAAAUAGUGAACUAGAAGGUUUCUAUAUAGAGCUGCCUAUUACCAAGGAAAUUAUCGUCAAUAACUCUAUCAAUGUCUCCAUUAGGAAAUGUGCUGAAACAGCUAAGAAUAAUUUAUAUUUAGAAACAGAUAUACCCGGAGAUAUUCUCCUUCAUUGGGGGGUUUGUAGGGAUGAUUUGAGGUGGUGGGAAAUUCCACCUGCCCCUCAUCCACCAGAGACAAUAGCAUUUAAGGACAGAGCAUUAAGAACUAAAUUACAGUCAAGAGACAAUGGAGUGGGAAGUUCAUUGCAGCACUCUUUGGGAGAAGAAUUUUCUGGAUUUCUUUUUGUUUUAAAGCUAAAUGACGGUACUUGGAUAAAUGACAUGGGAGAUGACUUUUAUAUCCCUCUCCCAAGAUCUAGUAGCUUAACUAUUGGCAAGAGGGAUGACCAAUUUGAGGGUGUGCAGAGGGAAGUGACGGAAGUCACUGAAGAGUCAGGUCAAGAGGAAUCUGCAUCUACAUUUACCGAUGAAAUAAUCAAUGAAAUAAGGCAUUUGGUGACAGAUAUUUCCUCUGAGAAGAACCGAAAGACAAAAUCCAAAGAAGCACAAGAAUCCAUUCUUCAAGAAAUUGAAAAGCUAGCUGCUGAGGCCUACAGCAUCUUCAGAAGUUCAGUUCCAACUUUCUCAGAGGAAACUAUUGUGGAAUCUGAGGCUGCUGUCGAAUCCAAGACACUAAUAUUUCCUGAAUUGCCUCCACAAAUAUCCUCCGGAACAGGCACAGGGUAUGAAAUACUAUGCCAAGGGUUUAAUUGGGAAUCUCAUAAAUCUGGAAGAUGGUACAUGGAGCUUAAAGAGAAAGCUGCAGAACUGGCAUCAUUUGGCAUUACUGUGAUAUGGUUACCACCCCCCACAGAAUCUGUUUCUCCUGAAGGAUAUAUGCCAAAGGAUUUAUAUAAUUUAAAUUCUAGAUAUGGAACUAUUGAUCAACUGAAGGAUGUUGUAAAAUGUUUUCAUGAAGUUGGAAUCAAAGUGCUUGGAGAUGUUGUUUUAAAUCACCGCUGUGCUCACUAUAAGAAUCCGAAUGGUAUUUGGAACUUAUUUGGAGGUCGUCUCAACUGGGAUGAUCGUGCAAUUGUAGCUGAUGAUCCACAUUUUCAGGGGAGGGGCAACAAGAGUAGUGGAGACAAUUUUCAUGCUGCUCCAAACAUUGAUCACUCGCAGGAAUUUGUGAGAAAGGAUCUUAAAGAAUGGUUACUGUGGUUGAGGAGAGAAAUCGGGUAUGAUGGGUGGAGGCUUGACUUUGUCAGAGGAUUUUGGGGUGGUUAUGUAAAGGACUACCUGGAAGCAAGUGAGCCAUACUUUGCUGUAGGAGAGUAUUGGGAUUCUCUUAGUUAUACAUAUGGUGAAAUGGAUCAUAAUCAAGAUGCACAUAGGCAAAGGAUCGUUGACUGGAUCAAUGCUACUGGUGGUACUGCUGGCGCAUUUGAUGUUACAACCAAAGGAAUUCUUCACUCUGCUUUGGAAAGAUGUGAAUACUGGCGCUUGUCAGAUCAGAAGGGGAAGCCCCCUGGUGUUCUUGGAUGGUGGCCAUCUCGUGCUGUUACUUUUAUAGAAAAUCAUGAUACUGGUUCUACCCAGGGUCAUUGGAGAUUUCCCAGUGGAAAAGAAAUGCAAGGAUAUGCUUACACUCUUACUCACCCAGGAACUCCAUCAGUAUUCUAUGACCAUCUUUUUUCUCAAUAUAAAACUGAAAUAUCAACACUUCUCUCUAUCAGAAAGCGGAACAAGAUCCACUGCAGGAGUACAGUUAAAAUUUGCAAGGCAGAAAGGGAUGUUUAUGCAGCUUUGAUAGAUGAAAAAGUUGCUAUGAAGAUUGGACCUGGUCAAUUUGAACCACCCAGUGGAUCCCAAAAAUGGUCCUCAGCUUUGGAGGGAAGGGACUAUAAGAUUUGGGAGGCAUCGUAAUAUCACUCUUUUUAUCUUUCAAGUGUAUGUUCCUUUGGAAAAUCAUCAUCACCACUUUGUACAUGUUUCUUAGGUGGCAAGUAUAAAGACAGAAGAAUAGAUGAUGGUGUGACAAGCCAUAAUUGCUGUAUAGAAGCAAUAUUAUAGAAAAGAUUGCAGAGGGUUCAUUUCAGUCCACUGCUGACUCUUCUGGAAUCAGAAAGCCUUAAUAUUAUACAUUACUUUGUUUAUACACAAUGUACAAUAUUUAGAUAUUUACUAUUGACAAUAAUGUAUGCAACUGCCAUAUGUGGUACAUAAUUCUUUGAGCAGCUUCCUGAAUCAAGAUGGCAAUGUAUUGGACAAAAAGGAAAGGGAAUGUUUAUAUGAAUGAAUAAGUUGAUAAUUUCAUGAUA